AUGCAAAAUAGCAAAGACUGUCCAGACGGCUCUAUCGAGAAACCGCGGCCGAACGCGGAACAGCCGGCCGAGGAACAUGUCCCGCGGUCGGCCAAAUCCGAACAUCGUCCGUCUGCCAAAGUCCACGGCCGAGCCCACGUACCGACCCGGGAAGCAUCGUCCCGCGGUCGGCCAAACCAGAAUCACACGCCCGAAGCCGCGCACGACCGUACCGCGCGAACCGGGAAGGCAACGCCUCGCGGCCGCGCGGCACAACUCAUGUACCGCGGCCGAUCCGACCAGGAAGGCCUCGUCCCACGUCCGGCCGAAAACCUCGGCCAAUCUAUCCACCCGUCCGACCCGACGAACGAACGCGAAAACUCUCGGCCACGAUCGACCGACCGUGCCGAUAGCCACACGAUCGACAGCCGGCCGAACGUCCCGACCGACCGUCCGAACGGUCCGGUCGACCCGAAGCCGUUUUUGAAGCCCGUUUCACAAUUUCAAGCCCAAAGCCGGCGCCGACUUAGCUAG
This is a messenger RNA of Microthlaspi erraticum, 513 nucleotides long. Lineage: Eukaryota; Viridiplantae; Streptophyta; Magnoliopsida; Brassicales; Brassicaceae. The record is from the annotation of a GenBank genome assembly.